This is a messenger RNA of Letharia lupina, 591 nucleotides long. RefSeq lists its product as uncharacterized. Lineage: Eukaryota; Fungi; Ascomycota; Lecanoromycetes; Lecanorales; Parmeliaceae. The coding region runs from base 1 to 591 and encodes 196 amino acids. Gene Ontology annotation, cellular component: endosome; retromer complex. Gene Ontology annotation, biological process: intracellular protein transport; retrograde transport, endosome to Golgi. The transcript has 3 exons. The record is from RefSeq and is a predicted model, not a curated record.
AUGACCUCCCGACUGGUACUGGUCCUCGGUGACCUUUUCAUACCAGACCGAGCCCCAUUCAAAAAGCUCCUUGCACCAAACAAAAUUGGCCAAAUCCUCUGCCUGGGCAAUCUCACCGACAAAGAAACCUACGAUUUCCUUCGGGGCAUAGCCCCAGAUCUACAGAUCGUCAAGGGUGACUUUGACGUCGAAGCACCCAACCUUGCUCUUUCAAAAGUUGUGACACAUGGCUCCCUACGUAUUGGCUUCACGCAUGGGCACACGAUAAUACCGCCGGGUGAUGCAGAUAGCUUGUUGAUUGCAGCACGACAUAUGGAUGUCGAUGUUCUACUAUGGGGAGGCACACACAAAUUUGAGGCGUAUGAGCUUGAAGGAAAGUUCUUUGUGAAUCCGGGAAGUGCAACGGGGGCGCUGGGGACAGGGUGGUGGGCAGAAGGGGAAGAGCCCGUGCCGAGCUUUUGUUUGAUGGAUGUGCAAGGUGAUGUCCUGGUGCUCUAUGUAUAUCAGCUGAAGACUGAUGCAAGCGGUGUGGAGACUGUUGGCGUGGAAAAAGUCUCGUUCAGGAAGCAGAACAGUGGUUCGGCAGCUUGA